UCUACACAGUCCAGACCCCUCCCCCUUCCUCUUCUCUGCAAAACUUUCCCAAUUUCCCGAGAAGAUUCAACUGCAAAUCCCAAUUUUCCCCGAGAAAACCCACUCUCCACACGUCUCCUCGACCUCCCAAAGCUCAUGCUAUCCAAAUCACCAAAAUGACCCUAUCUCCUUCCCUCUCCAUCCCCAGCCCCUCGCCCAUCUCCACUAAAAGCAUCAAAGCCAAACACACCUUCCCAUUCCCAAUCCUUCCUUCCCACCGCCGACUAGUCUCCUUCUCUAGCGACCGGAAAGCCUAUUCCGGCGCCUGGAAAGCCAGAGCUAAGCCGAAAGAACUCGUCCUCGGCAACCCUUCCGUAGUCGUCGAGAAAGGCAAGUACAGUUACGAUGUCGAAACCCUAAUUAACAAACUAAGCAGCUUACCUCCACGCGGCAGCAUAGCAAGAUGUCUCGACGUUUUCAAAAACAAGCUUUCGCUAAACGACUUCGCUCUGGUCUUCAAGGAAUUCGCGCAGCGCGGUGAUUGGCAAAGGUCGCUACGGCUCUUCAAGCAUAUGCAGCGUCAAAUAUGGUGUAAGCCAAAUGAGCAUAUUUAUACAAUUAUGAUUAGUUUGUUAGGCCGCGAAGGCCUCCUCGAAAAAUGCAGCGAUAUUUUCGAGGAAAUGGGUGCGCACGGAGUGUCACGCAGUGUGUUUUCCUACACUGCAUUGAUUAAUUCCUACGGCCGGAAUGGUAAGUAUGAGGUCUCUCUUGAAUUACUUGAAAGAAUGAAGAAGGAAAGGGUUUCGCCCAGUAUUUUGACGUAUAAUACUGUUAUUAAUUCGUGUGCGAGAGGUGGGUUAGAUUGGGAGGGUCUGCUAGGUUUGUUUGCCGAAAUGAGGCAUGAAGGAAUACAACCUGAUAUUGUCACAUAUAAUACUCUGCUUUGUGCUUGUUCUAAUAGGGGAUUAGGGGAUGAGGCAGAGAUGGUAUUUAGGACAAUGAAUGAAGGAGGGGUUGUGCCUGAUAUAACAACUUACACUUAUCUUGUUGAUACUUUUGGGAAAUUGAAUAGGUUAGACAAGGUUAGCGAAUUGCUCAAGGAGAUGGCUUCUACUGGCAAUGUACCUGAGAUUUCAUCGUAUAAUGUGUUAUUAGAGGCAUAUGCAAGAAUAGGGAAUAUUGAGGAUGCUACGGGGGUGUUUCGGCUGAUGCAAGAAGCGGGGUGUGUGCCCAAUGCAGAGACGUAUAGUAUAUUGUUGGGUUUGUAUGGGAAGCAUGGGAGGUAUGAUGAAGUAAGAGAGCUAUUUUUGGAGAUGAAAGUGAGUAACACGGAGCCUGAUGCGGCUACAUAUAAUACACUUAUAGAUGUAUUUGGUGAGGGUGGGUAUUUUAAGGAGGUGGUGACAUUGUUUCAUGAUAUGGCGGAGGAAAAUGUUGAGCCGAAUAUGGAAACUUAUGAGGGGUUGAUAUUUGCUUGUGGGAAAGGUGGGCUACAUGAUGAUGCUAAGAAGAUUUUACUUCAUAUGAGUGAAAAGGGGAUGAUACCAAGUUCAAAGGCAUAUACUGGAGUUAUUGAAGCAUAUGGACAAGCUGCGAUGUAUGAGGAAGCUCUUGUGACGCUUAAUACUAUGAAUGAAAUGGGCAGCAAGCCAACAAUUGAGACUUACAAUACGCUGAUUUACAUGUUUGCAAGAGGUGGGUUAUACAAGGAAACUGAAGCUAUUUUGUUGAAAAUGGGUGAUUUUGGGGUUGCUAGGGACAGGGAUUCUUUCAAUGGUGUGAUUGAAGGCUUUAGACAAGGCGGUCAGUUUGAAGAAGCUAUUAAGGCUUAUGUUGAGAUGGAAAAAUCUAGAUUAGUUCCUGAUGAACGGACACUUGAGGCAGUCUUAAGUGUUUAUUGCAUCGCGGGUCUUGUUGAUGAGAGUGUGGAGCAAUUUCAGGAAAUUAAAGCAUCGGGAAUAUUGCCGAAUGUCAUGUGCUAUUGUAUGAUGCUGGCUGUUUAUGCUAAGAGUGAUAGAUGGAAUGAGGCCUAUGAGCUUCUUGAUGAGAUGUUAACGAAUAGAGCGUCAAAUAUCCAUCAAGUGAUUGGGCAGAUGAUCAAGGGAGAUUUUGAUGAUGACUCUAACUGGCAAAUGGUAGAGUAUGUUUUUGACAAACUUAAUUCUGAAGGGUGUGGCUUGGGAAUGAGGUUUUAUAAUACACUUCUAGAAGCACUAUGGUGGCUCGGUCAGAAAGAACGGGCUGUAAGGGUUCUUGGUGAAGCAACAAAGAGAGGGCAUUUCCCUGAACUUUUCCGUAAAAGCAAACUUGUGUGGUCUGUGGAUAUUCACAGGAUGUGGGAAGGAAGUGCAUACACAGCAAUAUCUGUUUGGCUCAAUAACAUGUACGAGAUUUUCAUGAAUAGACAGGAUAUUCCCCAACUUGCAUCAGUCAUUGUGGUACGGGGACUGUUGGAGAAAAGCUCAGUUGCACAAGAUUUUCCAAUUGGGAAGGCUGUACAUUCGUUUCUGCAGGAUAUUGUGCCAUCUUCAUUUUCUUACUCUGGAUGGAACAAUGGUCGAAUUACCUGCCAACGUUCCCAGCUCAAGCGCUUUCUGUUGGGAACAGAAUUAGUUUCAGAUGGGACCAAGAAAGAUAAAUUCAUUAUGUUAACUAACUCCCCUUUUUCUCUUGCUGGAACAAGAACAUCGAGUGAUAUUGAGACUAGCCUACACAACAAAUCCAAUUCUGGAGCUAGAAUGGGAACCAGUACAGAGCUUAUGACAAGCACAGUUUAAGUCGAUAUGCAUAAUCCGUUCAUCAGUUUCAGGGCCUGGGAAAUCUGCAUUUCUGUAUUCCAGUUAAAAGAGCUAUGUGCCAAGGAUUGAUCUGCUGCUGUUUUUUUUUUUAUGUGUCCACACGUGGAAAUCAUCAAAGUGUUUGCGGAGGUCAAUAUCAACAACCACAUUGCAGGAAUAAAGUAAAAAGUGGGACGUGUUGUAACAUCAAGUUCCUUGGUUCAAUAGUGGGGAGAGCUCGGAUGAUGAAAAGGAUUGCUAGUUUUGUAGCUGUAGAUUAAUUUCUCACAUCUGCAACUUGAAGAGGCAGAGAGAAGAAGAGGAGGUGCCUUCCAUGAGGAUAGAGAGGCAAAGCAAUGUAGCUGGCUAAUUCAAAUGCAUUUCUCUUACUUUAAUGAAUGGGAAUUUGUCUCUCAUGUCGAAUGGAAUGUAUUGUUAACGAUUUGAUCAAUAAACGAAGUGCUGGAAUACUCCAAUUUCUUGCAUUUCUGCCCUAAUAUGUUUAAACAGUUGACAACAGAUGAAGCUGGCAUUCGCAGAAGCUAUAGCUCCCUCGAAUUGGAAAAAUAUGUUUGCUUUGGACACUGAUGUUGCUUCAUGGAGUUUUUGGCACAGGAUGAAUUUCUUCAAGGAAGCUCGUCUGAGUUUCCAUUCCUGUUAGAUGUUUAUAAGCUUCUUUGUAGUUAUUUGUUGAACAUCCAUGGUGCCUGCAACUGUCUUUUCUGUGAGAGAUGUAAAAUAAACUUUAUCUUCAUUUUGCGUC
This is a messenger RNA of Populus trichocarpa (black cottonwood), 3519 nucleotides long. Its product is annotated as pentatricopeptide repeat-containing protein At1g74850, chloroplastic. The record is from RefSeq and is a predicted model, not a curated record. Gene Ontology annotation, molecular function: protein binding. NCBI's taxonomy places the organism in Eukaryota, Viridiplantae, Streptophyta, Magnoliopsida, Malpighiales, Salicaceae. The transcript is spliced from 5 exons. Bases 156 to 2756 code for a protein of 866 amino acids.